AUGUUGUUGAAAAUGGAUAAGGUUGACUAUGGGGGCUCGGUCUCCGUGCAACGAGGAUACCACCAUAAUGGCCCGCGAGCUCUGGGCACUCUAUCGUCUUCAAGGGCAACGAAGGCGCCGCACAAGAGCAAAUUCCGGCCUAGAAGUGCUGCCACAGUCCUGCUUCAUUCCCAAGGCCAUGGCUUGUGUCAACAAGGGAGCUUCAGAGACGCGUGUAUGCUCUUAGGGCAAGACAAAGGAAGCGGAGCAAUUGUCUCUCCGAAAGACGAUUUACACUUGGCUGACACUACAUACAAAGCCGGAGCGGAGCAUACAGUUCAUGUGUCGCUACCCUCGCUUUACCAAAUCUUGCCCGAGUAUCGCCUGAGGGCUGAGGACGGGGUAACUGACGGUGAGGGCAGGUCCAAGAAUGGAGACAGUAUUAAAGGUGCAAUGUCGAAGAAUUCUCACAACAUGUACGGAUACUCUUGGGACGCAAGCCAAUCGGGCUACAAGAAUGCUCCAGUCAGCCCCAAUGGCAACAACAACGCCCAUAAUCACACUGGCCUGAACAAUCACGCGAAUCACUCUCUCAACUCGGUCAGUCCAGUGAAUGCUGUUAACCCCAUCACUUCAGCUUCUCCUGUGAACCACCUUGGAGCACACACGGCAAACCUCUCGGGCAGUCAGUCUGAAACACCCACUCCUUCCAACCACAAUUCCACUCUCAAUCAUUCCCCGCUGAACAACAACACCCCAGGAACUACCACCCCCAAUAACGGUAUGAACACUAUGCCUACAAUCAACAGCUCUGUUCCCCCGUCGAUGCACACUAUGCCAGCUUCAACUUCCGCAAACAUGAGUGGUCUCAACAACUUGAACAGACAGCCAACGUUGAACGGCCACUACAGUCAGGGACUUUCGCCCCCCAAGCACACAGUUGCUCCCCAGAAUGUUCAAUACCCACAGCACAUAGGAGUUGGCUACUCAACUCCCUACAUGGCUGGGACUGUCAACAACGGUGGGCUCCCCCACAUGAACAACUACAACCAGUACGCUCUGCGUCGCUACGUGGACACAAACGUGUACCCCAAGCAGCAGCAGGGCUACCAACCCAACCAGCCCCAACUUCAACAGCCUGUUCAGCCCGGUGUCCCGCCCCAAAUGCAUAGCCAGCAGUCGAUGCAACUGCCCCCACCCCAUGGCCUGCACAAUGGAUACCGGCAGUACGAUAUGGUGCAACCUCAGAUGGAACCCCAGAGGUACAACCCACCUGAACAGCAGCAACCCACAGGAGACAAGCGACGGCGAGGAAACUUGCCCAAAUCCGUCACCAGCAUCCUGAGAGAAUGGCUCAACGACCAUAUUUCUCACCCAUACCCCUCCGAGUACGAAAAGUCGCUGCUUCUGCAGCAGACUGGCCUUACCAUGAGCCAGCUUAGCAACUGGUUCAUCAACGCUCGACGACGACAAUUGCCUGCCAUGCAGCAACAAGGGGCGGAGAAGAAACGCCUUGAAGAGGGGGAACGGCCCAUCAGCCAGAAAUACCAUUGA
Yarrowia lipolytica CLIB122 is the source of this 1533-nucleotide messenger RNA. RefSeq lists its product as uncharacterized. Gene Ontology annotation, molecular function: RNA polymerase II cis-regulatory region sequence-specific DNA binding. Lineage: Eukaryota; Fungi; Ascomycota; Dipodascomycetes; Dipodascales. Gene Ontology annotation, biological process: regulation of transcription by RNA polymerase II. The record is from RefSeq and is a predicted model, not a curated record.